Molecule: messenger RNA, 3000 nt
Organism: Beauveria bassiana ARSEF 2860
Lineage: Eukaryota; Fungi; Ascomycota; Sordariomycetes; Hypocreales; Cordycipitaceae
Product: putative histidine kinase HHK3p
Exons: 2
Coding region: 1-3000 (999 amino acids)
Biological process (GO): protein autophosphorylation; phosphorelay signal transduction system
Molecular function (GO): protein binding; phosphorelay sensor kinase activity; histidine phosphotransfer kinase activity
Source: RefSeq, a predicted model, not a curated record
AUGCACUUCUUUCCCAAGGCAGACGCUGGUCUUCUAACGUCAUCGCCAGACGCCCAAAGCCCCCCCGUUCGGCCCACCACCGUCGGACCUGUGUAUGAUGCCGACAAUCUCGGAAGGCCAGCUGAGCCAUGGGCUCCGGAGCUGGAGUCUCGUCGCUAUCCGCCAAAGUUAGCUCCUUAUGCGCCUUCAUCGAUACCGAAAGAAACGGUUGCGCUCAGUUGCCGGUAUUUACGAGCUCAUUUGGCCAAGAAUGAGCGACUCAGGUUAUCCAUGCUCUGGUACUAUGGGCGCGAUCUCGAGAGCGAACCCGAGUUUCUUGCAGGCCUGCAGGAAAAGGCAUGCCUUGCCCAAGAAUCAUCGGGAUGGGAGUUUGCCGUGAUUGGGUUGCUCGAUGUCAACGUCUACAUUCGCUUAGCAACGGUCGGGCUCAAGCUUGGCAUUCUACCCCGCGGGGAAACAAUCUGUGCGCACACGGUCACACAGCCGCCUGGCAGUGUUUUUCUCAUUCCAAAUCUCCAGGAGGAUUGGAGAUUUCAAGACUGUCCGUACGUCGAGCAAGGCGGGUUGAGAGCGUAUGCUGGCGUUCCUCUUCGGAUGCAACACGAAUCCGGCGAAUGCAUCGGACUAGGCACAAUUUGCGUCGCUUCGGCGACAAGUCAACCGCCUCUGUCUCAGCAGCAGCAGCAGACCCUUACUCGGCUUGCAGAUUGGGUAGUAUCCGACAUUGUCCAGUGCACGCGAGCGCGGCGACAACGAGAGCGCCGUCGACUGGCCGAACUCAUUGACAGCGUUGGGACUAGCCAUGACGACAGAGAACCUCAUGAGUCCGUGUUGAAUAUUCUCCGACUUGCCUACCCGAGCGAGGUAAUCCGCAUACAGCCAUCAGACGCCGAUCGCUGCGACGUCAACGCGCCAGAAACCAUUCUGCCGCCAGGUCUCAAGAAUGGUCUAUGGGAGGACACUGCCUACAUUGACGACUUUAUCGCGACAUCAAAUCAUAAUGCAACCCCGACAGACAGAAUAGUGCGUCUCUUGUCUUCGCGGUGCGACAGCCAACUUGGUCAUUCGUUGCUAGUUGUUGGGACCAAAGACUUUCGACGGAUAUUCGAUGACGUUGAUGCUUGGUUUAUACAAACUUGUGCAAGUCUGAUAACCCAGAUAUGGCAAAAACGCCUCUUGACAGAAGCGAUAAAGGCCAAAGAAAAGUUUCUUCGAGGCAUGUCUCAUCAGCUUCGAACUCCACUCCACGGAAUCCUCGGGGCUGCCGAGCUUUUGGCUGAGGAUUUAAAGGCACUUUCCUUGUCUGAGGCCUCCUCACCCAAAGCAGUGUCGGCGGGCGUCGCGGGCGUCGCGAGAUCACCUGAGAUUGCAGCAAAGACGUCGUUGUAUCUUGAUACUAUCUCUGGCGCAGGUCGAGAACUAAUGUCGACCGUCAACAGCAUGAUCACCUUGAACAGGUGGGCCGACAUUGCCCACGCCGAGCGGAGAUACGCCACCUAUGAUGUUGGUGACUUGGAGGAGGAACUCUUGAAGCAGGUGUCGGAAGCAUCGCUCAGCCAAUCGGGGUUGACUGCUUCAGUAUUUUGCCACUGCGAGAUGCCAAGCGGCGCAAAGCUCCGGACGGAUAUGAACCUUUUGCGAGAUAGUCUUUGGCCCCUUGUCCACAAUGCUAUUCAAAAUACACCCAAAGGCAUUGUUGCUGUCAGAUUCUCCAUGAGACCAGGCACAGAAACAUUCAUGGUUGACGUGGAAGAUACAGGCUGUGGCAUUCUUCCACAUGACCAGGAACGCAUCUUCCAGCUCUAUGAAAAGGUCAAUGAGCAUUCGACAGGCUCUGGUCUAGGCUUGACCAUCUCAACAAAGUUCGCAGCGCUGCUUCAUGGCUCAGUCGAGCUCGUCUCGUCACAGGUCAACCUUGGUUCGCAUUUUCGCGCCACUUUCGACGACAUGGUUCAAACGGACUCGAUCAAAUUGCCGCUCACAGCAACGCCAUCAUUCCAGAAUUUGCUCCCGAAAUAUUAUCAUUUCGAGACGGACUUGUCCUCCCACCGCCUGUCCUCAAACUUUGCCCAUUUCUUAACGCACAACGGCUUCACCCGUUCGGACGAGCCCACGGGGGGCUGUUUGGGGAUAUUUGAGCACAGUCGUGACCCAGAGCAACUUCAAAUCAAGACUGCAUCGAUGCUCCCAGACCAGAUCGCCGUCUGUCUGGUGCCAAAGUCAGUCGAUACCGAGUCUCUUGAUAUGUUGCCCAGAGUGUUAUAUGCAAGCGCACCAUUCUCCACGUCGAAGCUCUACAGUGUUCUUCGGGAGGCUGAUGAAAUGGCCGCAGUAUUGCAUGACUUGUCAAGUGGUAAAGAGCAAGCAUAUUUCGAUCGAUCUCGUUCGUCUACAAAUACCGACGAAGGCUACAACUCUAUGGAUGCCUGCUCACCUCAACCUCUAAACGAAGAAUCGAGUGGGGUUGCCGAGUUUGGCGACAAGUCGAGCUCAAACUCUUACUCUUCGCCUGUGCACGAGUCCGGCGACGGGGCCUUGGUCGGCUUGCCCAUGUCUUUGCCGACCAAAUCCGCUACGCCCAUGGUGCUUGUGGUGGAUGACAACCUAGUCAACCUGCGCAUCUUGCAAAUGUACUGCAAGAAGCGAGGGCUGCCAUUUCUCAGCGCUGCAAAUGGCACGCAGGCAGUCGAGGUCUUUUCAAAGCACCAAGCGUCAUCUGCUGCGGGCGGCGGCGCGGGUAUUGAGCUGGUCCUCAUGGACCUGCAGAUGCCAGUCUGCGAUGGCCUCGAAGCGACGCAGCAGAUUCGCGCAUUGGAGAAGAAGAAUUUCUGGGCCGCUAGUGUUGUCUUUAUGGUUACGGGCCAGGACAGUCAAUCGGACCGAGAAGCGGCGAGUGCUGUCGGUGCUGACGACUACAUGGUCAAGCCGAUUAGCAUGGUACGACUCGACACUGAACUGAAGAGAUAUUUCCCUUUGUUCACUGGUCAACCUGUCAAGUGA